Molecule: messenger RNA, 678 nt
Organism: Suillus fuscotomentosus
Lineage: Eukaryota; Fungi; Basidiomycota; Agaricomycetes; Boletales; Suillaceae
Exons: 2
Coding region: 1-678 (225 amino acids)
Source: RefSeq, a predicted model, not a curated record
AUGGUAGAAAUCAUAAUACCUUAUAUAAACUCUGACCCAGUGCUCGAAGUUCAACCGAAUUUUGAGUCACCCGCCUUUGCAGCAUGCACUGCUGCCCUCAUAGCCUCUGGGUUAACAGCAGAAGCAGCCCUCACCCAGCUUGUCGAUGGCUGGACUCAAGAAUACCAGGAACGUGUCGUCCUCUGGCAACAGCAGAUUGACGAAGAUGUGCACCACCGCAAAACCAAGAAAAAGAAACUGAAGAUCAACGAUUUCAACGCUGACCUACCUGUUUCAGACGUCAUUAUCCUGCGUCCUUCUCAAUUUGUGCUUCAGAAAGUCAAGAACAUGGAAUUCGUCAAACUCUGGUACUUCAGCCCAGACAGCUGUUGUGAGGCUCGAGACUGGAACAAAUCCUCCACAGAUGACACUCUAGGUCUCGAAAAGAUUGAUGGCAUUGUCACCCUGAAGUCAUUUUCUUCCUUCAAAGCCUCUAACAAAGCCUUACAGGAUCAUGAUCUCUCCUGGAGGCAGUUCGACAUGGCCAAAACCAGCUUUCUCGUCCACAUUGAGAAAGCCAGUUGGCCUGACAAGCACCAGAUGACACUAGCACUAUUCUUCAUGCUCAUCACUAACCAUGAGCACAGGCUAUGCCUGCGGGGAGAGAAAAUUCUCCUCCACUAUGCAAGCAUGGACUGA